CCUUUCAGUAAAUUUGACCUUACAGGUUCCUUUUUCUAGUAAAAUUCAUUAAAUGCUCUCUUUUUCAGAGUCUUUAUCAUAACCCCAUUUGCUUACAUCUCUCACAUUUUCAUCAAUUUUAUCACUGAAAGACUCCAUCUUUUUUGCCUCUAUGUUCAUUUCUUAUUGUCAAAAGCCAAAAAAAAUUGAAGCUUGGUGAGUUUUUCUUGUAGUUUUCAAUAAAAUAUGAAUUGGGGUCUUGUUAAAAUCCAUGAAAGUAGUGUUCUUUCACAUUUUCAUCCAUUUUGUUACUGAAAGACUGGAACUUUUGAGUCUGUUUUCCAUUCUGUUGUUCAUUUCCUAUUGUCAAAUGCCAAAAAAAUUGAAUCUUGAUGAGUCUUUUUUGUUAUUUUCAAGAAAAUAUGAUUUGGGGUCCUGUUAAAAUUCAUGAAAGUAGUGUUCUUUCACAUUUUCAUCAAUCUUGAAAACCUCUGAAAGAUUUCACUUUUUGUUCAUUUCUUGUAGUCAUAAGCCAAAAAAAAAAAAAAAAAAAAGUUGAAUCUUGGUGAGUUUUUCUUAUAGUUUUCUUGAAGAUAUGAAUUGGGUACUUGUUAAAAUUCAAGAAAGUAGUGUUCUUUCUCCAUCAAAUGAACCAUUAUUAACACCACUUUCUAUACCUGAUUCUUCUAGUGGGGGUGGUGGUGGUGGUCCUUUUAAUUUGAAUAACAAGGUUAGUCCAAGUAUACUUCUUGUCAUCAUAAUUCUAGCAAUUAUCUUCUUCAUUUCUGGUUUACUUCACCUACUUGUUAGAUUCCUAUUAAGGCCACCAAAUAGAGAUCCAGAUGAUUUAGACAAUGUAACAGCUCUUCAAGGUCAAUUACAACAACUUUUUCACCUUCAUGAUGCUGGUGUAGAUCAAUCUUUUAUUGAUACACUACCUGUAUUCAAUUACAAAUCCAUCAUUGGUGUUAAAGAUCCUUUUGAUUGUGCUGUUUGUUUGUGUGAAUUUGAGCCUGAUGAUAAACUUAGAUUGCUACCAAAAUGUAGUCAUGCUUUUCAUAUGGACUGUAUUGACACUUGGCUUUUGUCUCAUUCAACUUGUCCUCUUUGUAGAGCUAGUCUUUUGCCUGAUUUCUCUUCAUCAUCAAACAACAAUCAUAGUUGUUCCCCUGUUGUGUUUGUUCUUGAAUCUGGUAGUGAAAGUUCAAGAGAAAAUGUAAACAAUCUUGUUCCUAAUAGUCAUGAGUUUGUGGGAUUUUCAUCAAGGAGGAACAAUUCAAUUUCAAGAUUGAGUUUGAGUAGUUCCCAUUUUGAAGACAACAUUAAUGUGUCUGAUGUUGUGGUGGCAAAAUCUUGUGAUGAGAUCCAAGCAAAAGAAGGGGAAAUUGAAAAAGUUGUACAAGUGAAGUUAGGCAAAUUCAAGAAUGUGGAUCCAUCACAAGAUCAAUGUGAUGAUAAUGAAGAAGGAAGUAGCAAUAAUAUUGAUUCAAGAAGGUGUUUUUCAAUGGGAUCAUUUGCUUAUAUAUUAGAUGAAACAACAGCUUUACAUGUUCCUAUUAGGAAAACACCAUCAAAAAAGCAAUCAACCAAGACGCCAAAUCAUAGACAAGCUAUGUCUGAAUGUGGAUGUGAUUCAAGAAGGGAAUUCAAUGGAUUUGAAGCAUUCAAAUUUGCUGAAAAUAAUCUCAUGCACAACAUGAAUAGCAACAAUGAAAACAAGAUUCUUGAAGAAGGGAAAAGUUGCAAAAGAGAGAGCUUUUCAGUGUCCAAGAUUUGGUUAAGGGGUAAAAAAGAUGAUAGUAAUACUAAUUCAAGAAGGGCAUUUUCGUUCCGGUUUCCGGUCAGCAGAAAUGUUCCAGUCGUGGCGGAGCCAGAGGGCCCCGCCGCGGCCAAGAAUGGUGGUGGUGGUGAUGGUGGUAGUAGGAGGACAGUUUCAGAGAUUGAUAUUGAUACAUGGGCAAAAAAUGGAGGGUGUGAUGAAGAAAAUCAAUGUUGCAAUACAUUGGAAUGUCAACCAAAAACACCAUCUUUUGCAAGAAGAACACUUCUUUGGCUUAUGGGAAGACAAAACAAAGUUGUACACUCUUCUUUCUCAUCAAAUCUCUAGUCUUUUGUUUUGUUUGAAAUCUUUAUAAUCACUUUUUUUCAGAUAGGUGAAAUAUUUGGAAGGUUAAUAGUAUCUCAAUACACAUUUAGCCAUCUUGUGUAUCAAAUUGAUGACCUGCAAGAGUAAAUUAGUAUAGAUGAUCAAUUUUUUUUCCUUCAAGUUUUAGCUUAGUGUUUUUUAGUUUACUAUACUAAGUUUUCAAAUUAUUUUUCAAGUGAUUUUACAGCUGUGCUUGGUAGUGUUUGAGUUUUCUUUGUCAUGUAUUUAUGAGGCAGUUUUUGGUUGUAAUGUUAUAAAGGCUAUUACAGGUGGUAA
This is a messenger RNA of Lycium barbarum (goji berry), 2401 nucleotides long. Its product is annotated as RING-H2 finger protein ATL13-like. Lineage: Eukaryota; Viridiplantae; Streptophyta; Magnoliopsida; Solanales; Solanaceae. Bases 575 to 2086 code for a protein of 503 amino acids. The transcript has a single exon. The record is from RefSeq and is a predicted model, not a curated record.